This is a messenger RNA of Funneliformis mosseae, 1932 nucleotides long. The record is from the annotation of a GenBank genome assembly. Lineage: Eukaryota; Fungi; Glomeromycota; Glomeromycetes; Glomerales; Glomeraceae.
AUGGAAACCCUUUUUCAUAAUUUACCUCCUUCUGAAGACCAAGUUUAUUAUUCGAUCUACUUUCCUUUUCCUUCCAUUUCUGAUCAUGAAUCUUUUCUUCAAGAAACCAGUGCGCUCAUUAUUUCAGAAUUAAGCCAUUAUUUAAACGGAUAUAUCUGGCAAAAGGAUUCAUUUCAAUUAAAGAUCAUAAAAAGUGAAUCUGAUCCUGGUUAUCCUUUCUUGCAUGGGAAAACUAGGUUUGGAGAUUGUAUCGAUGAUGAAUGGUUUAUCGUAUUUUUGUUACGGCAAAUAUCAUUAAAAUUUAAGGAUGCAGUUAUCAGUGUUUCUGAUUAUGAUGGAGAAUUCUUGUUGAUUGAAGCUGCCAAACAACUUCCGUCUUGGCUGGAUCCCAGUAAUAGUCAAAAUAGGAAUGAAUUGCACAUCAUUCCAUUGCCACGAACUCCUGCCGAAAUGUUGAGUAUACCUACCGGAAAAUUGUCAAUCGAAAAGGCAGUGGAAAUGAUACGAAAUGAUAACGUCAAUACAAAAGCCGAUAUUAAUGUUCAACUGGUUGCUUUUGGAAAGUCGGACGAGUUUCCGCAAAAGAUUCAACAAAAUAUUCACCAUGCAAGAUGUCAUAUUCCAAGAAAAAUAGCCCAUGUGUUACAUCAGAAUCCUCAGCUUUUAGCUUCAGCCGUGGAGGCAUUCUACACUCGAGAUCCUAUCGCGUUAAAAGCAUGCCAAAGGAUGGAAAAUUUUCCUCCAUCUACAUCAAUAACUGUUUCUGUGAAAUUUACAAAAACCUUAUAUGCUCAAAUGUUAAGUCAACGGUUUUAUCCACCCAAACCUUUUAAAUUACCCGCUGGUACCUCUGAAAAAUACAAAUCUGCCGAACUAGGGAUGAAAGUGGCAUGUGGAUUUGAAAUUUUAUGUACAGAUAAAUAUUAUACAAAGUUAGCGACGAGAUCAUCCGAUAUGAUUGCUGAGACGUAUCCAUUUAAUGAGGAUCCGGAUUGGAAAUUAUUUCGUGAUAAGCUUGUGAAACGAAAUUAUUAUCGUGGAGAAGUUGAAGGAUCUAAAAAAUAUAAACAACUCGAUCAGAUUGCCAAACAACAAUAUAUAGAAACUUUAGAUGAUGAAACUAAAUAUAAGACAACUCCGUUUGAACAAAUUAAUCAGUUGUUAAGAAGCCCUAUGAUUCCUGAUGAGGUUUUAACUGCAAUCACAAUUGAAGAUGAUGAUUCAUGGAUGAAUAUCGAUCCUAAGCAACUGGAAGAAUUACUUAAUGAACGAGAGAGGGGCUAUGCAGAGAUUAAUAAAGAAACAAAAGAAUUUAUGGACGGGCAAAAAAACUCAGUCGACUUGACAAAUAUGAUUGACGCAUUUGAAAAAUUUGUUGAUUUCGAAGGAGCUGGAUUUGAAGGAGCAGAAUUCUUAGAGUAUGAGAACAACGAAGUCCAUUUAGAUCCAACAAAAUUUCUGAAUAUUAUGAGACAGACUUUGGGUAUUUCUGAAGAAGAAUACAGAAAACUAACAAAUGAAAAAGUAAAGCAAGAACAUCAAGAAGCAGCAGAAACCGAUAAAGUACCAGUUAUUAUACAAGAAAAUCAAUCAGACACACAUACUGCGCCUAUAUCAAAUGAAGAAAUGGAUAUAGAUAUGAAUACAUAUAUGCAAGCAAUGGAAGCUGAACUUUCUACUUCAAAAAUUCCUGAAUCAUUCGUACAUUCAUCAAAUGAAGAUGAAGGUAGUGUUUCGUUAUCUAAAAAAGGUGAUGAAGAAUCAAAUGAGGAAUUUUAUAAACCUGUUGAUGUGGAUUUGAACCUUGUAAAGAAUUUAUUAGAAAGUUUCAAAUCUCAAGAAGGGUUACCUGGACCUUUUGGUAAUAUAAUUAAUAGAUUGGGAAAUGUAUUACCGAAGGAUGAAGAUGAUGACAAUAUUAGCGAGCAGUAG